This is a messenger RNA of Miscanthus lutarioriparius, 1296 nucleotides long. NCBI's taxonomy places the organism in Eukaryota, Viridiplantae, Streptophyta, Magnoliopsida, Poales, Poaceae. The record is from the annotation of a GenBank genome assembly.
AUGGCGGAUAGGCAUGCUGAGGGUUCAUCAUCUGGUACUGGGCAUAGCGACGACAGUUGCACGACACAAGUGAACGCCUACGUGAAGAACGAUGCCAAGCUGCAAGCAGGAAGCAGGCACAGCGACUGCACCCCCGUGAUGGUGAGCAUCACGGGGUCGUCUGGACUAACCGAGCGGCGCGAGCGCAACCCCAUAGAUGUUGUCCUCGUGCUCCAUGUCCACAUCCGCUACGCGGCGCCGGCGAACUGGCAUGAUCUCGUCAACAGGGCGACGGGGCUCCUCGUGGAAAAGCUUGGCGACAAGGACCGGCUUGCUGUCGUCCCUGCUUUGCUCAAGGAGGCACAGAUUGUUUUUGGAGAUGCUGUUAUCGCCCCGAUCAAGCCAAGAUUGUUGCUAAUGUCCGCCGAGAACAAGGCAGCGGCCCGUGAAGCCGUGGAGUCCUCGGAGGCCAUGAGAACCAACAGCCCCUUGAUGAGAGACUUGGAAUCGGCCGAAUCGAUCUUGUAUGGUCGGAGGUCUGACGAGAAGGAGGAGCGUGCUGGCUACAUUAUCGUCAUCUCCAACAGCAACGAGGACCUGAGCUCCGUGCUUAGCUGGAGAUUUCGCUCGGUGCACGCCUUCGGCUUUCACAGUGCUCACAACGCGAGGGCAAUGCACGCCAUUACCAACAGAGGCGACAGCACCUACGCUGUCUUAGACAAAGUAGAAGGAGAAGAAAGCAAUAGUAAUAAUCAGAUCGCCCAGGCCUUCACCGCCAUCGUCGACAAGAUUACCUCUGCCAUAGAGCCAAUGGAGAUCAGGCUCAAGUGCAACGAAGAGGUGCUUCUGUCAGAAAUCUAUGCCCCUCGCAUCUGCAACUUCAUCUCCUAUGACAAGAAGGUUGGCAUCAUCUGGGCCCACGCCCGAGGUCCUAGCGCGGCAACCAAUUUCAUCAUCCUCUUAGAAAUCCCUGAGGAUUAUUAUGAAUACCACAACCUGCUCGAGGUUCACGCCAAGUUCGGUCACCCCCCUGAUUCGAUCGACCGCAAGGGGACCUUGGUCCCGGUCCGUAAGGGCGUGAAUGGAUCCAUCCAGGUGGCUGCAGAGAUUGUGAGGAUGCAAGCACUCCGUAUCGUCACUGAAAUCACGGACGACGAAGACCAUCGAAAUGACGAGAAGCUCAUUAAUAAGCUGUAUGAAUGGCACCGUAAUCUUCAGAAACUCAAUUUUGGAACGGAGGCUGCCCAUUUUGGAACCUGUGGCUUGAAUACAUGCUGUCUUGGCAAUCAUACCAAUGGUGGCCUCUCCGGCCACUAA